CUACCCAUCCAUCCACCAAGACAAAUUUGUAAACAGAGGAAAUCGUUCGAUCGACAGGAAGAGUCUUCAAGCUUCAGCUAGCAGCCAUGCCGUUCGUGCCGGCGUGCGUGCAGUGCGGCACCCGGAGCAACCCGUGCCGGUGCAAGGUGCUCGGCCCGACGCUGGGGUUCGUGGCCUUCGUCGCCACCGGCGUCGUGGAGUGGCCGCUGGGCGCGGUGGUGUACCUCUUCCGCCACCACAAGGGCCGCCGCAUCAUGGGGCACCCGGCCAGGGUCGUCUACCCGCGCGUCACCAGGGCGAUCCCGAUAUGA
This is a messenger RNA of Lolium rigidum, 311 nucleotides long. RefSeq lists its product as uncharacterized. The record is from RefSeq and is a predicted model, not a curated record. Bases 87 to 311 code for a protein of 74 amino acids. Lineage: Eukaryota; Viridiplantae; Streptophyta; Magnoliopsida; Poales; Poaceae. The transcript has a single exon.